CCACAUGCAGAGCGGGUGCAGAUCACGGCGACUGCGAGGCGAACUCGUCACCACACACUCCUCCUCCCUCAUCGCCGCCGUCCUCACCUCACCGCCGGCCAAGCCAGCCGCGGCGGCGCAAGAUGAACCACCACCUCUCGCUCCUCCACCUACCUCGCCUCUCCCCCGUACUCCACCACCACCCCCGCCACCUCCGCCUCCAUGGCCGCACCACCGUCUUCCAAGCUCGCCUCCCUUCCCCUCAGCGAACGAACCAGCACCGCCUCCUCGCCGUGACGACCGCACCACCGGAGCCCGAGAAGACGGAGGAGCAGCAGCUCCUCCACCCCCUCCAAGAACCAGCGGAGGGAGAAGUCAGCGGCGGUGGCGGGGCAGACAGGACGUGCGGGCUCCCGACGUGGGCGCUGAUCGGGGCCAUCGCGGCGGCGGUGGCGCUGUCGUCGGCGGCGGCGGCCGGGCCGGCGGCGGCGCUGGGGCCGGAGGGCCCGCUGGUGGAGGAGUUCUGGGACAACAUGCGGCGGUACGCGCUGUACGUGGUGACGGUGAGCACCGGGUUCGCGUACACGCUGGCGCAGCCCAUCGUGGAGCUGCUCAAGAACCCCGUCACGGCGCUGCUCAUCGUCGCCGUCCUCGCCGGCGGCGGGUUCCUCGUCUCCCAGGUGCUCAACGCCAUGGUCGGGAACUCCGACUUCAUCUACACCUACGACCAGUAGUAGAACAACAGCAACAUCCCAAUCCUUUUUCACGUGUAAUAUGCUUUUCAGUUUCAGCUAGAACAGGUGAUGAUGAUGUGAUCAAGUUUUUGCUUGGCAAAUGUAGCCGUGUUUGGUGUAAAUUUCGAACGAAAUUGGAGGAUUUAAUCCGAGUUUUUGACCA
This is a messenger RNA of Oryza sativa Japonica Group (Japanese rice), 876 nucleotides long. RefSeq lists its product as uncharacterized. NCBI's taxonomy places the organism in Eukaryota, Viridiplantae, Streptophyta, Magnoliopsida, Poales, Poaceae. The record is from RefSeq and is a predicted model, not a curated record.